Messenger RNA from Coccinella septempunctata (seven-spotted ladybird), 2586 nucleotides. RefSeq lists its product as uncharacterized. The record is from RefSeq and is a predicted model, not a curated record. The coding region runs from base 1 to 2586 and encodes 861 amino acids. Lineage: Eukaryota; Metazoa; Arthropoda; Insecta; Coleoptera; Coccinellidae. The transcript has 4 exons.
AUGUCAUCUGUGGUUUAUAAGAUACCAUGUUUGGAUUGUGAUAGGAGUUAUAUAGGACAGACUCGACAAUAUUUAAAAGAUAGAAUAAAACAACACAAAUAUGAUACAAAGAACAUAAACAACAAGGAAAAGACUGCCCUAACCUAUCACGUGUUCGGUGAAGGUCACAAUUUUAACUUCGAGGAGGUGGAGAUACUAGAUGUGGAGAGCAAUGGUUAUAAGAGGAAUAUCAGUGAACUGGGCACCUGGGAUAUAAAGACGACGGUCAACAGGCUCAAAAACUGGACCACUCCUGGAAUCGAUGGUAUCCACAAUUUUUGGUGGAAAUCACUUACUUCCACCCACGGAGUACUGGCACGACUUUUCCAGCAGGUGCUCAGGAACCCGCAGACUAUCCCACAGUACCUAACACGUGGUAUCACGAUCAUGCUUCCAAAAAAAGGGAACCUUGCCAUGCCACAGAAUUACAGGCCGAUCACCUGCCUCCCCUCUGCCUACAAAAUUCUCACCUCAACACUAAGCUUCAAAAUUAACAACCACCUAACCAAGAACAACAUCAUGGCCUGGGAACAGAACGGAUGCAGAAGAAAAGGACGCGGUAGUAAAGAACUUCUGGUAAUCGAUCAUAACAUCACAAAACAGGCAAAAAAGAAGCUUAAAAAUAUAUCAAUGGCCUGGAUCGACUACCAAAAAGCAUUCGACUCUGUGCCUCACUCGUGGCUCAUUGAGGUUCUUUCGAUCUAUAAGGUGAAUAAACAGGUGAUAGAAUUAUUAGCCUUUCUGAUGUCGACUUGGCGCACCACACUCAAAAUUAACACCAAAAUAUCCUGUUAUGAAACGGGAGAGAUAAGGAUCAAGAGGGGCUUAUUCCAAGGAGAUGGUUUGAGCGCUUUGUGGUUUUGUCUGGCCCUCAACCUUCUAAGCAACAUGCUGAAUAGAUCCGCGUACGGAUAUUCUAUGAACGACCAAACCCAGCUCACGCAUCUUUUCUACAUGGAUGAUCUGAAACUGUACGCGAGAGGGAGGAAACAGUUGGAAGGAGAACUAGAACUAGUCCGAAAAUUCAGUGCCGAUAUCUGCAUGACUUUGGGACUGGAUAAGUGCGCGGCAGUCGAGGUUAGAAGAGGAAAACUGAUCAAACAAGAUCCCAUCAGACUGGCGGACGAUACGGAGAUGCGGGUUAUGGACAUAGAGGAUAGAUAUAGGUAUUUGGGAAUCCAACAAACCAAUGAACUCAGGCAACAAGAGAACAAAAAAAUAGCGGAGGAAGAACUAAUGAGAAGAACAAGAAAGAUACUUGGAACGCAGCUGUCAGCUAAAAACAAAAUGGUUGCCCUAAAUAUCUGGGCAAUGCCCCCAUUAACCUAUACAGCUGGAAUCCUAUCCUGGUCAAAAACGGAUUUAGAGCGAGUCGAAAGGACGAUCAGGAUCACUUUGACGAGGUACGGAAUGCUGCAUCCAAAUUCGGCGGUGGAAAGGCUAUACUUACCUCGCAAAGAAGGUGGAAGAGGUCUGAGCAGCUUGGAGGAUGCCUGCAAAAGUGAAAAAAAGAAAAUUACCAGCUAUUUUCUCAGCAAAAACUUGCCUGUGCACCAGUGGGUUGCGGCAUACCAAGGUUCGCCUCGUACACCCGGUGACACUGAGGAAGAAGACCCUGCAACAGGAAAUCGAUCCAAUGAACUAAAGCGAAGAUGGCAAGAAAAACCCCUCCACGGAAGAUUCUUCGCAAGCCUGAGGCAGGAUGAAGUCGAUUUAACAGGCUCGAACUCGUAUCUCACCCAGGGCUACUUGUUUCCGCAAACAGAAGGAACACUGUUUGCGAUACAAGAUCAGGUAGUGCCAACACGCUCAUACAUUAAGAACAUUAUGAAGCAGGAGAUAGAAUCGACAAAGUGCAGACUGUGUCACAAUGCAGAAGAAUCAGUUCAGCACUUAGCAUCCGGUUGCUCGGCUAUUGCGGGCACCAAGUACCUUAGUCGACAUAACAACAUGGGGAAGGUCGUACACCAGCAGAUGUGUCUAAAGGAAGAACUGCUCCACCACUUCACACCACAUCACCAAUAUGUCCCACAGGAAAUAAUAGAAAACGAUCAUGUAAAAAUCUACUGGGACUUCACCAUCGUGACGGAUCAAAGCGUUGGCCACAACAGACCAGAUAUGGUAGUGUGGUAUAAGAAAGAAAAAACGGCCCUCAUUGUGGAUUUUGCAGUACCACAGGACUACAACUUACAGAGCACAUACGCUGAGAAGAUCUCUAAGUACGAAAUGCUCUCUAGACAAAUGAGGGAUAUGUGGCACCUCAGAAAGGUUAUGAUCAUGAGUAUACGGUGGCGUGAAACGAAGCUCGAAGGCCUUCUGCUGUUCUUCUCCCCAUUUCCAACGGUGUUUCUUCUGCAGCAACCGAGUCAACGGAGAGACUACACCGGAGAAGUUCUCUAUGAAACGACGGUACCAGCUGGCAACUCCAAGAAAUCGACGCAGUUCUCGGACGGUUUUCGGUGUUGGCAAAGACACUAUCGAAGAAACUUUGUCGGGAUCGGUACAGAUGCCAUCGGAGGUGACGACAUGUCCAAGGUCCAGUGUUGA